AUGACGCCCAGCCUUACACUUUCCGUCCACAUUUCUCUGGCCAACUCGCCAUGUUGUGCAACAAAGGAGGGAGCUGCUCAUGUUAGAGGAUCAGUGGAGACGUUUUUCUCAUUGUCACAGAGUUGUAAAGAAUCUGCCUGCGACUCGUCUGGAGACCGGAAUACGACGCUGGUGUGCGCUGGGAUGUUCAGCAUCGACAGCAUUCUCUCCGGACGGCCGGGAUGCAAAGACCCGCUGCUGUUGAGGGGCAGCCCGGUGGUUCUGUCCACCGGCCUGUCGGAUGCAAUUUACAACGACUACAGCGGUCUUUACAGGGCCGCUUGCGGAAUGUCGCCCACAAGAAUUCAGUCGUUAAACGGAGCCAGAGUGGGAUACAACUGUUACGGGCAGCUGCAGGUCCCGAGCACCGGAGGAGGUCCACCAUGCUGCGGUUCGUUGCAGCAGUGUCCGUGCAUACCAGCAGGCUACGAAAGCUCGGUGUUGAUUUCCCCGGUUCCGCACCAGAUGGUUUCUUACAUGAACAUGGGGAGCCUGUCGCGAACGGAGCUACAGAUUCUAAAUCAGUUGCACUGCCGGAGGAAGCGCCGACAUCGGACAAUCUUCACCGAUGAGCAGCUCGAGGCGCUGGAAGGCCUGUUCCAAGAAACCAAGUACCCGGACGUCGGCACCCGGGAGCAACUGGCCCGCAAAGUUCACCUCCGCGAGGAGAAGGUGGAGGUUUGGUUUAAAAACCGGCGAGCAAAGUGGAGAAGACAGAAGAGGUCUUCAUCAGAAGAAUCUGAAAAAUCAGAGAAAUGGAAAAGAACAACUAAAAUCGCGGAGGAGAAAACAGACGAGAGCAAAACCCAAGUGGAUUCAGACAGCUGAUGGAAAACGACUCUCACAUCCUGGAGGAUAUGUUGAAUUUUGGCACGCACAAAGGCGCGCGCACCCAUGCACACAUACUCUCGUAUGCUAUUUAAAUUUGAACGUUUUAUUUAAAUUGUUUUGUAAGGUGAAUAGGCCAGUUCAGACGCCGAGGUUGAAUUGGUCUACGUGCAUUGUUUCAUCAAUCGAUGCUAUUAUUAUUAUUAUUGUUGUUGUUAUUAUUAUUAUUAUUGUCCGUUGAAACGACUUGUCACUUUUUCCUAAAUUAACAAACUGGAAUCUCAUAGCCCUUGUACUCCGUCGUAGCUUCUGCAGGCUUAAAAAGUAUCCAUUUCCGUUGUCACCUAAGUGCGUUUGGAAGACAAUGUUCCGAUCAUAACUAUUGUUCAUUUAAAUAAAAGUGUAUUUAUACGAAAUACUUUACAUCAAGACGUGAACUAUUGUGAAUUUCACUUUUCUGCCGUCCUGGUUGUCAUCCGCGAUUUGUAAUUGUGUAGACUGACGAAAAAGCUUAUAAUAUAUUUCUAAUUCCAUUCGCAUUUUUUGACGUAAUUACAUUGUAAAGAAAAUAAUAAUAAGAGCGCAGUUUUACGGUUUUCGAAAGUGUGUUUGUCCAUCGUACGCUAGGGUUCGCUACGGUGCUCUCGAACAUCCA
This is a messenger RNA of Synchiropus splendidus (mandarinfish), 1522 nucleotides long. It is a transcript of the gene gsc, whose product is annotated as goosecoid. NCBI's taxonomy places the organism in Eukaryota, Metazoa, Chordata, Actinopteri, Syngnathiformes, Callionymidae. The coding region runs from base 1 to 867 and encodes 288 amino acids. Gene Ontology annotation, molecular function: RNA polymerase II cis-regulatory region sequence-specific DNA binding; DNA-binding transcription factor activity, RNA polymerase II-specific. Gene Ontology annotation, cellular component: nucleus. The transcript is spliced from 3 exons. Gene Ontology annotation, biological process: regulation of transcription by RNA polymerase II. The record is from RefSeq and is a predicted model, not a curated record.